Mauremys reevesii (Reeves's turtle) is the source of this 2494-nucleotide messenger RNA. RefSeq names its product nei like DNA glycosylase 1 (gene NEIL1). Lineage: Eukaryota; Metazoa; Chordata; Testudines; Geoemydidae. The transcript is spliced from 10 exons. The coding region runs from base 142 to 1410 and encodes 422 amino acids. Gene Ontology annotation, molecular function: DNA-(apurinic or apyrimidinic site) endonuclease activity; DNA N-glycosylase activity; nucleic acid binding. The record is from RefSeq and is a predicted model, not a curated record. Gene Ontology annotation, cellular component: nucleus. Gene Ontology annotation, biological process: base-excision repair.
CUCCCCACCCUGUAGGCUGAUGCUCUCCUGUGGAACUACAACUCCCAUCGUGCCCCGCGCUGCCCCGCCUCUCCCAGCCGGGGGGCUGUUUAACCCUCGGGCUGCCGGGGAACAGUGAGAGCGGGAGCUCAGGUGUCUAAGAUGCCAGAGGGCCCAGAGCUGCACCUGGCCAGCUGCUACAUCAACACGGUGUGUGCAGGACUCAUCUUCUCGGGGAAGGUGGAGAAGUCUGAAGUGAGCAAGAACCCAGAGGUGCUGUUUGAGAGCGACGCGUACCUGAUCUCUGCCACCUCGCGGGGCAAGGAGAUCAAGCUGACCCUGACGCCACUCAAAGAGGAGAAGAGCACACUCCCUGGCAGAGGGAGGGACAGGGAGGGGCUGAGCCAGAACGGUCUCCAGCAGCCCAUGGAUCUUGUCUUCCGCUUUGGAAUGUCAGGCAGCUUCAAGCUCACCUCCGCGGCCGAGCUGCCCAAACACGCCCAUCUGCGGUUUUACACCAAGGAGAGCCCGCACCGAGCCCUCUGCUUCGUGGAUUUCAGGCGCUUCGGGAGGUGGGAAGUGCACGGGACGUGGCAGCUGGAUCGAGGGCCAUGUGUGAUGCUGGAGUAUGAGAAAUUCAGGGAGAACGUGCUGAGGAACCUGUCUGACAAGGCUUUCAACAAGCCCAUCUGCGAAGCCCUGUUAAAUCAGAAGUUUUUCAAUGGGAUUGGCAACUACCUCCGAGCUGAGAUUCUCUACAGGUUAAAGAUCCCUCCCUUUGAGAAGGCUCGGACGGUGCUAGAGGCUCUUCAGCAUCGGAAGCAGCAGAGUCCGGACCUGACCUUGAGCAAGAAAGUGAAGUUAAAGCGGGAGAAUCCAGACCUGCUGGAGCUCUGCCAUGCGGUGCCCAUGGAGGUCAUUCACAUGGGGGGGAAGGGUUACGGCUCGGAGCCCUCUGACGAUGCCGCGGCCUUUGAGGAGUGGCUGCAGUGUUACUGUGUCCCUGGCAUGAGGUCGCUGCGCGAUGGCAAUGGCAGGACCAUCUGGUUUCAGGGGGAGCCUGGACCUAUGGCCCCGAAAGGAGAAAAGUCCCGCAAGAAGCGCUCGCGGGUGAAUGCUGACCCUGAGCCUCCAAGUCCAAAGGUCACAAAGCCGGUGCCUAAGAGAGGUUCAAAGGGCAGCAGCAGCCAAGAGAAGGUAGCAAAGCGAUCUGGCAGGAAGAAGGGGAACGAGCUCGUCCAAGGAGCCGAGAAUGCCAAGGCACAUGAAGCAAGAAAGCCAAACACCAGGUCCAGAAGGAAAGCAUCAGCAAGUCAAGCGUCUCCCACGAACGAAGCUCCUGCUGCAGAUAGGAAGAGGCAGGCAUCUGCUCGGAGAAGCACAGGAGCAGCUACUGCUGUCCCAAGAUCCAGGUGGGUGAAGGCUGAAUGACUGGUCUGGCAUGGCAUCUGUUCUCGCUCCAGCCUGGAGUAACUCAGCUGGGAGCUCGCUUGCUACUGCUGCAUGUGCUGAGGGAGACGCGCUGGGAGCAGCUGCUGGGGUGACUCUUCUCUCAAGCGGGCGUGCCCGCUGCAUUGUUUCUUAGAUCCCUCCUCAGAGGGGGCUUGCUGCAGGGGCUCUAAGCAGCUGACGCAAGAGCCCUGCCCCAUGAAAUGAAGAAGGUGAUGCCGUGGCGUCAGCCUCCCUGCUCGGUUACGGGGUUUUAUUCCUUUUUAAAUGUGGCUCCAGGACACAGCAAUUGGGUGACUUUGUAUCAAAUCCCUUGGUAGCUGCCGGGGCACCCGCUGGUGACUGCAGCUGAAAGCUGGCGGCUCUGGGCAGAGAGAGGGAAAUGCACCGAGAAGGGGAAGUCUGAGGUUGAAACAGUUUCCUGAGGGUCAGGUUAAAAAUCCUCAGAAGACCCUAGCUCUUCAUUUCCUGCUCUCAGCUGCCCUUUUCAGCCUCUCUGCACGCUGCCACGAGAUGGCUCUGGCUUCAGAGGCUGUGUUUGGCCCAAGUUAGUGGGGACAGAGUGGAGUAUGCAAAUGUUUUUAUUGCCCUGGCUGAUUCCAGAGUCUCUAACCCUUGCUCUGCAGGAGGGCAGAGCUUUGCAGAUCAGCAGCAUUUUAUCUCGUGUAACUCGGGAGGAGGGUGGCAGUGGCAUGCCCGAAUAAGGGAUCAACUUUGCUACCGGAAACAUGUGCAGUUUCUGGGCAGCGGCGAUGCAAGCUUUUCCUUGCUGUCCCCGCUCGUGUGCCUGAGUGCUGGCGAGGAUCAGAAGGUAGGACAGCCUGGGUGGCUCUUUCAGAACUUCACCUCUGCAGAGGGGAUGUGCUGACACUUAGCUGUUGUGUGGAAUGAGUCCAUCAGUCAGUCACUCCUGAGCUGGGCUGCCCAGAAACCAGUGCCCUGAGGUUACAGGCUCAGCAGCUGUGCCAACCUGCCCACCCUCCCCAUAGUGUGGUUCUCUGAUCCAACUGCCAGUGCUUUUAGCAAUCUGAUUUUAGUACUAACAAUAAAACUUUUCCAUAAGCAA